Messenger RNA from Trichoplusia ni (cabbage looper), 1655 nucleotides. Its product is annotated as cytochrome b-c1 complex subunit Rieske, mitochondrial-like. Bases 202 to 1038 code for a protein of 278 amino acids. The record is from RefSeq and is a predicted model, not a curated record. Lineage: Eukaryota; Metazoa; Arthropoda; Insecta; Lepidoptera; Noctuidae. Gene Ontology annotation, biological process: mitochondrial electron transport, ubiquinol to cytochrome c. Gene Ontology annotation, cellular component: membrane. Gene Ontology annotation, molecular function: quinol-cytochrome-c reductase activity; 2 iron, 2 sulfur cluster binding. The transcript has a single exon.
UAAUGAUAACUAUUUGCUCUUGCAUCUCAUCUUGCUUGAUUUUCUUUUUGUAUUUCGAAGAUCAGUUGUCAGUGUUCACACAAAUGUCAAAUUUGUCAAGCUGUAUAACUUAGAGUAGCUGUUAUAUUUUUCAGGAGUACGAUGAAAGCAUUUUCACUUCAAUAUCCAUAUGAAUCCAGUUUGAUAAAUCAAUAGUGCGAAAUGAAUUUUUUGAGCAGUGGCUUGUCCCGCUACGGUGGCGUGACUUGUUUGGCAACUCCAUGUUGCCGUUGGGUUUUGAAGUCGUCACAGGUGAUAACAAUAGAGGAUGUUUGGAUAAAACAAAAUCAGUGCCAUGGCAGAAAAGUCGACCGAUUUCCAACCAAGUUAUGCCCUGGAAACCUUCGCGUUGCAUCUUCCCCGACUAUGUGGACACAAGUUAGGUUUACUAAGGAAUAUCCUCGUCUUCAUCGUGAUAUAGAUUUUCCCAACUUUGAUACUUAUAGAAAAGAAAAAUAUAAAGAUGUGAGAAAAACUGAUUGGGGACAAGGUGAUGGAAAACCUGGAUAUACAUAUGUGGUGGGUAUCUUCGGAAUACUUUGUGGAUUUUAUGGGACAAAGGCGCAUUUAAUUCAUUACGUAGCAUUCAUGGAUAUGCCGUUAGACGUUCUUGCGCUGGCAAGUGUCGAAGUGGACAUUGGAAAAGUAGUGCCAGGAACUACCAUGACUGUUAAAUGGCGAGGUAAACCUCUAUUCAUAAAAAACAGAACAGCGGCGGAUAUCGCAUAUGAAAGCAAAACACCAUUAUCUUCAUUACGUGAUCCAGAAACCGAAGAACAACGAACCGUAAGAAAGGAAUGGCUUGUAGUGAUAGGUGUUUGCACUCAUUUAGGGUGUACACCCAUUCCUGAGAGUGGUGACUGGUCUGGAGGGUUUUAUUGUCCUUGCCACGGUAGUCACUUCGACAAUCUGGGUAGAGCUAGAAAAGGUCCUGCUCCUACUAAUUUAGUCGUACCGACGCACAAAUUUGUAUCUGACACUGUAAUACUUGUAGGAUAAAUUUAAUGUACCUACCACUCUCUGUAUUUUUUAGUCAUUAUAUUUCAUAAUGAAUUAAUUUUUGUAUAUUUUAGAAUUUCAUAUUUUGUAUAUCCAGGAAUUUUGUUAACUACUAAAUGGAUAUGAGUAGAUAAAGGUGCAUCCAUUAUAACCCGGCAAGAGUACUUACACCAUAUGAAUGGCAAGGUAAACCUUAAUUGUUUGGACACACUUGAAGCGACAGAGGUUGUAACUGUUAUAAAUGUUUUUUUGCUUUCUGUAUAUUAGAGAUUGUGCAUAAAAACGAGGAGACUGGAUGCACAGCUAUCCGGGAGACGCGUGAGGGAAUUUUCACGCCCGCAGUUUUUAUAAAAAUAAUAUAGGUAACUCUUUGCUGUGUAAACUUGGAGCGGGUCAGGCAUAGACUAAUUUUAUUUGCGUUGCUACGGAAGAUGUUUUAGUGCCUAUUUUGUGUCUCCGUUUCGGAAACUCGAACGGGUCUCUCGGACAGUUGUGAAACCAACAUUAAACAUCUUUAUUUUGUUUUUUUACACAUGAACUUUGAUGGUAUAGCUCCAUACCGUUUACUGCCGACAGACAUACUUUGUAGUUACCUUAAAAUAUAUUGAUUAACUGAA